This is a messenger RNA of Cynocephalus volans (Philippine flying lemur), 1615 nucleotides long. RefSeq names its product SET and MYND domain containing 3 (gene SMYD3). The record is from RefSeq and is a predicted model, not a curated record. Gene Ontology annotation, molecular function: protein binding; histone H4 methyltransferase activity. Gene Ontology annotation, cellular component: nucleus. NCBI's taxonomy places the organism in Eukaryota, Metazoa, Chordata, Mammalia, Dermoptera, Cynocephalidae. The transcript has 13 exons. The coding region runs from base 75 to 1403 and encodes 442 amino acids.
CGCGGCUCCCGGCGGCCCGCGAGGCUCCUGCUGCAGGUCGCGGCGGACGUCUGAGGUGCGGGCGCGGCGCGAGGAUGGAGCCGCUGAAGGUGGAAAAGUUCACGACCGCCGACAAGGGGAACGGGCUGCGCGCCGUGGACCCGCUGCGCCCCGGAGAGCUGCUGUUCCGCUCGGAUCCCUUGGCGUACACGGUGUGCAAGGGGAGUCGUGGCGUCGUGUGCGACCGCUGCCUGCUCGGCUGGCCGGUACAGGGAUCGAACCCUGGACCUCUGUAUUAUCAGAAGGAAAAGCUGAUGCGAUGCUCUCAAUGCCGAGUUGCUAAAUACUGUAGUGCUAAGUGUCAGAAAAAAGCUUGGCAGGACCACAAGCGGGAAUGCAAAUGCCUUAAAAGCUGCAAACCCAGAUAUCCUCCAGACUCAGUCCGACUUCUCGGCAGAGUUGUCUUCAAACUUAUGGAAGAAAUGCCCUCAGAAUCGGAGAAACUUUACUCAUUUUAUGAUCUGGAGUCAAAUAUUAACAAACUGAGUGAAGAUAAGAAAGAAGGCCUCAGGCAACUUGUCAUGACAUUUCAACAUUUCAUGCGAGAAGAAAUACAGGAUACGUCUCAGAUACCAUCUUCCUUUGACAUUUUUGAAGCCUUCGCAAAAGUGAUCUGCAACUCUUUCACCAUCUGUAAUGCGGAGAUGCAAGAAGUUGGUGUUGGCCUAUAUCCUAGCAUGUCUUUGCUUAAUCACAGCUGCGACCCCAACUGUUCAAUCGUGUUCAACGGGCCCCACCUCUUAUUGCGUGCAGUCCGAGACAUCGAGGUGGGAGAGGAGCUCACCAUCUGCUACCUGGAUGUGCUGAUGACCAGCAAGGAGCGCAGGAAGCAGCUGAGGGACCAGUACUGCUUUGAGUGUGACUGCGUCCGAUGCCAAACCCAAGACAAGGAUGCCGAUAUGCUAACGGGUGAUGAGAAAGUGUGGAAGGAAGUUCAAGAAUCUCUGAAGAAAAUCGAGGAACUGAAGGCGCAUUGGAAGUGGGAACAGGUCCUGGCCAUGUGUCAGACAAUCAUAAGCAGCAACUCCGAACGGCUUCCUGAUAUCAACAUCUACCAGCUAAAGGUGCUGGACUGCGCCAUGGACGCCUGCAUCCACCUCGGGCUGCUGGAGGAGGCGCUGUUCUAUGGCAUUCGGACCAUGGAGCCGUACAGGAUUUUCUUCCCAGGGAGCCAUCCCGUGAGAGGUGUGCAGGUCAUGAAGGUGGGCAAACUGCAGCUGCAUCAAGGCAUGUUUCCCCAGGCCAUGAAGAAUCUCAGACUGGCUUUUGAUAUUAUGAGAGUGACACACGGCAGAGAGCACAGCCUGAUUGAAGAUCUGAUUCUACUCCUAGAAGAAUGCGAUGCCAACAUAAGGGCACCCUGAGACAACCCAGUGAGAGGGAAGGGCGGCCUGUUCCUUUACUGAACGCCUUAUUGAAGUCACACUCUCUACACUUUGCUGUGUGAGCCUCCCCUGUUGGAAAUGGUAUUCUGUUUAUGUAGGUAAAUAAAGGCAGACAUACAGUUUGCAAACCACAAGAAUCAUUAGUUGUAGAGAAGCAUGAUUAUAAUAAAUACAAGAAAUUUGGUUGAAAA